Eimeria tenella is the source of this 2276-nucleotide messenger RNA. RefSeq lists its product as uncharacterized. The record is from RefSeq and is a predicted model, not a curated record. The annotation marks the transcript as partial. Lineage: Eukaryota; Apicomplexa; Conoidasida; Eucoccidiorida; Eimeriidae. Gene Ontology annotation, biological process: calcium ion transmembrane transport; intracellular calcium ion homeostasis. Gene Ontology annotation, molecular function: calcium channel activity. The transcript has 7 exons.
GCCCCUCCAAGGGGGCCCCCUGGCCUUCGCCUUUGUGGCGGACUGCAGGCGAGUGGCUUUGAGGGUGCAGCUCGAAAACGCAGUGCAGCAGCAGCAGCAGCAGCAGCAGCAGCGGCAGCAGGGGGAGGAGGGCUUUGGGGUUUUGUCGCGCGUCUCCGGGGAUGUCUCUGUCUCUUCGUUGGCUGUUUGGGAGUCAGAGGGGCCCUGCUGCUGCGAGGCCGACUCCAGGAUGCACAAGGAGGGGUCUGCUGCUGCUGCUGCUGCCGCUGCUGCUGCUGCUGCUGCUCCUGCUGUUGGGGCUGCUGGGGACCAGGCCCCCCAUGACAGCCUGAGGCGGCCGCUGCUGGACUUGCAGGGGCCCCUGGGGGACACAGUUUGUGGGGGCCCCCCUUUUUGGGAUGAGAGGGAUGCUGAGCUGCAGCAAUGCAGCAGCAGCAGCAGCAGCAGCGCGGCAGCAGCAACAGCAGCAGCAGCAUUUUCUUCCGCAGACCCCUUUUGCUUCUCAGAAGGGCAGCACAGCAGAAAGGAACUUCCUUCUGUUUUUAUUUCUUUUGAACUGCAGCGUGAGGCAAAGGCCCACGGCGGUGGGAGCCUGCUGCUGUCCCCAGACGAGCAGCAGCUUGCUGCUGCUGCUGCUGCUGAGGACGCAUGCAGCAGUAGCAGCAGCAGCAGCAGGGUGUGGAGGGCGACAGAACACACCCGUUUGUUUUCGCGGCUGCAGUCAGUGUACGUACAGCUGGGAGACGUUUCCCUUGCGCGUCUGCAGCUGCUGACGGGAAGAUUUCAAAUGGCAGCAGCAGCAGCAGCAGCAGCGCCGCAAGUUGCUGCUGCUGCUGCUGCUGCAGGUGGCCGAGGUGGCAGCAGCACGCACCGGAGCGUUCUAGUGCAGCAGUGCGAGGCUGACGUGGCUGUUGGGAGCCUGAGCUGUUUGCUGCUGCAGCAGCCGCCGCCUUCUCUGUGCCACAGCAGCGACUUUGUUGCUGCUGCUGCUGCUGCGCUGCAGUGGACAGCCCCGUGUGCAGCGCGGCGACGCUCUUUGUCUCUUGCUGCUGAUGGUUUCACUCUGCUGCCGUCAAGCACGCCGUCCCCGGGCCCCGCCCUGCAGCAGCAGCAGCAGCAGCAGCGGCAGCAAAUGGCACGGCCCAUCAUGGCUGCUGUUGCGGAAGGGCUGGCUCUCCAGGUGGCAGCAGCUUCCGCCACCCAGCCCGUGCUGCCGCAGCCGCACAACCAAGCAGCAGCGGCAGUAGCAGCAGCAACAGCAGCAGCAGCAGCAGCAGCAAAGUCAGCGACAGCAAACCACCUUCUUUUUGGAGUGGAGUCUCUGCAUGUUGAAGAUUGCCUGACUCUGGAGGCGACCCCACAGCCGUCUCCGAGUUGGCUUACGCAGCAGCAGCAGCAGCAGCAGCAGCAGCAGCAGCAGCGGCGGAGCACGCAGGAUAGCAGUGGCGGCCACCCAACCACGACAGAGGUCUUGGCGCUGCCCCCUUGCCGCCCCCCAGGCCGUUUCGCGCUGCUGAUGCAGCUGCUGCCUCCAGAGCCUCAGCAGCAGCAGCAGCAGCAGCAGCAGCAAGUGCAGGGAGUGCCCGCAUCGCGUUGCGCUUCAGUCGAUGAGUGUCAGGCUCAACGCACCAGCUCAGCAGAAGCGGCAACAGCAGCGACAGCAACAGCAACAGCAGCAGCAGCAGCAGAAGCAGCAGCAGCAGCAGCAGCAGGAGAGGGCAUCAAGCCCGUGCUGCUGUGUCUCUCUGUGGAGGCGCUGCGGCUGCAGCUCUGUGCAGCUUUGCUUGCGCAUGCAGCUGCCUGGAGUCUGAAGGUCGUGGGCGACUCCGCUGAACUCAGCCGCUGCCUCUUUCCCGCCGGACCCGCAAGCCCUUGGCAGCCCCCCAACAGCAGCAGCAGCAGCCCCGGCAGCAGCAGCAGCAGCCACGCAGUGCAGCUGCGUCAGUCGCUGCAGUGUUUGCUGGUGAUCCCCGAGGUGCACUUGUUGCUGCUGCCAGCAGCAGCAGCAGCAAAGCUGCGCGUGCUGCUGUCGGACUUCUGCGUCGCACUGAAGGAGACAGAAAGAUCUGCUGCAGAAGUGCGGCAGUGUCUCUUCAGGGGCCCCUCGAGUUCUCUGUCUUCUCUUCCUUCUGCUUCUCUUCUUUCUUGCGACAAGUCCUUUACGGAGGGGCCCCUGGAGCCCGCAACAGCAGCAGCAGCAGCAGCAAGCACUGCAGCAGCAGCAGCAGCAGCAGCAGACGCGGCGGCUGCAGGCCCCGGCGACCCCGCAGCCAGAU